Messenger RNA from Botrytis porri, 3921 nucleotides. RefSeq lists its product as uncharacterized. The transcript has 4 exons. Gene Ontology annotation, biological process: intracellular distribution of mitochondria. Gene Ontology annotation, cellular component: cytoplasm. Bases 1 to 3921 code for a protein of 1306 amino acids. NCBI's taxonomy places the organism in Eukaryota, Fungi, Ascomycota, Leotiomycetes, Helotiales, Sclerotiniaceae. Gene Ontology annotation, molecular function: protein binding; mRNA binding. The record is from RefSeq and is a predicted model, not a curated record.
AUGGCUGUAAGCAAUGAGGUUAACAACACUACUUCUGAAACCCCUACCGAUGUUUCAAGCAGCUCGCAAAAGCUUGCCACUGAAGAAACUGCUAUAACUAAUGGUGUUGACCAUGAAGAAGAAGAUGGUGGGGAAGCGGGCGGUGAAGUCUUUCAAUUGACUGUGGUGCUUCCCCGCGAGCCCCAUAAAAUUCAGAUCAUCGUCUCUUCUCAAGAAGCUAUACACGAUGUUCGCCAAUCAAUAAUCGAGCUGCCCGGAACCUUCCAGUACUCAUGUUUUCAUCUCGAGCACAAGGGAGAGAGAAUAAAUGAUUUCGUUCAGAUAUCCGAGGUCCCUGGCCUGACGGCGGACUCAGAAAUACACUUGGUCGAGGACCCGUAUACUGAGAAGGAAGCGAGAAUACAUAUUAUUAGAGUGCGGGAGCUUAUUGGUGCUGCCGGGGAUCGUACCGAUACCUUGAAUGGUAUUAUUUCAGGAGUUUCGCUACUCGAUUCGGUUACAUCAAAGGAAUCUAGUCAAAACGGCACGAGUACAGCUCCGUCACAUCCAAUGGUUGGAUUUGACUUCCAAACCUCCGGCAAUCUCUCGACCCUUCUACCAAGAGCACAAGAGCCAGGGCCAAAAACUGUGAAGUCAAUUUCAGUCUCUCCUUGGAAUCCCCCACCCUAUCAUCUUAGACAGAAGGGACAUCUGCUCUAUUUACAGGUCACUACAAACGAGGGGGAGCAAUUCCAGAUCACAUCUCACGUAUCUGGCUUCUACGUGAACAAAUCCUCAACUGGAAAAUUUGAUCCAUCGCCAAAAUCGGCGCCAAAAGCCCAUUCCGCGCACUCACUUUUAGCACUUCUGAGUGAUUUGUCUCCAUCAUUUGAGGAAUCCUUCAAGAGCCUUCAGGAAUACAACAAUACUAAAGAACCUUUGGCUACAUUCCAAAUCACAAAUGCAACUCCCUCAAACCCUUGGAUUGUACCAUCAGCAACGGCACCCCUUGUUGCACAUCAAGCUGAUAUAACACGCACUCAAGAAAAUUAUUUAAUUGCUGGUAUUGAAAAUAGCGAGACUUUGCGAGAUUGGAAUGAAGAGUUUCAGUCUACUAGAGAACUACCAAAAGACACCGUUCAGGAUCGUGUUUUCCGAGAGCGAUUGACUUCGAAGUUGUUCGCUGAUUACAACGAUGCCGCAGCUCGUGGUGCGAUUCUAGUUGCUAGAGGUGAAAUAGCUCCUCUUAACCCAACAGAAGGUAAAGAUGCCCAAAUUUUCGUCUACAAUAACGUUUUCUUCUCCUUUGGAGCCGACGGCGUGGGCACUUUUGCCUCAGAGGGUGGUGAUGAGGCCGCUAGAGCAGCAGUAGGCAAGGAUGUUAUGGGAGUCCGUAUGGUCAACCAAUUGGAUAUCGACGGCUUGUUUACUCCAGGAACUGUAGUUGUUGACUAUCUUGGAAAGCGUAUUGUUGGACAAAGUAUUGUGCCAGGAAUAUUCAAACAACGUGACCCAGGCGAGAACCAAAUCGAUUAUGGUGCAGUAGAUGGCAAGGACAUUGUCGCAUCGGAUGAGAAGUUUGUGUCUGUUUUCGAGAAGCUUUCCAAGGCCUUGAAAGUCAAAAAGCAUGCAGUUUGGGACAAAGAUGCAAAGCGUCAUGAUCUGGAAGGCAGUAUCGAAACUAAGGGUCUUUUGGGUACUGACGGAAGAAAGUACGUUCUUGAUUUGUACAGAGUAACCCCAUUGGACAUCACUUGGAUGGAGGAAGUUGGUACCGCACUUGACAGCCCCAAGGAGGCCGAUGCGGCGAGUGAAUCCGCAUAUCCACAUCGCAUGACGGUUAUCCGACCUGAAUUGGUCGAAUCUUACUGGAAAGUCAAGAUGCGCGAAUGGGUAAACGGCGAAUUGGAACGUAAGCGCCAGGCUCAGAAAACCGUUGAGCCUACUACCGAAGGAAAGGAAAUCGAAGCUGCAACUGAGACAUCGGAGCCAGCUAAAAGCGAGGAGCCAACCGAGAAUGGAGAAUUGGCCAAGAAGAGCGAAUCGGAUGAGGUUGCAGAACCCAGCAAGCCUGAUCAGGAAAGAAUUGAUAUUGGCGAUUUCAAGUUUGCAUUGAACCCAGAUGCUUUCAGUGGACAGCAGCCACAAACUGAUGAAGAGAAGGCCGAAUUUGCCGAGGACGAACAACAAGUUCGAUUGGUUUGUGAGUUCUUGCGUAAGACAGUGUUACCUGAACUUGUGAAGGAUCUUAAGGAAGGUGAUGUUGGUUUCCCUAUGGAUGGACAGUCUUUGAGCAGACUCCUUCAUAAACGUGGUAUCAAUCUUAGAUACCUCGGCCAAGUUGCUACUCUUGCGGAUGGCAAGAGACUCGAAUCCCUACGCAUUUUGGCGGUUCAAGAGAUGGUGUCGAGAGCAUUCAAGCAUGUUGCUGGCAAUUAUCUCCGCUACCUCCCUAUUCCUUUGACGAGCUCAUGUAUUGCGCAUCUACUCAAUUGCUUGCUCGGCACAGAUUUGAACGCAGCUCCAAAACCAGAUGUGGAUGAGGCCAUAGCUGCGCUCUAUCCAGAGGCAGAUUUGAAGUUCAAGGAGGUUACCCCAGAGAGUCUUAAACAAGAGAUUGAAGGUCAAGUUCUCCGUCGCUUCCGCUACACCCUAGACUCUACAUGGACUGCAGGUAUCAAACAUUUGCAACUUCUUCGAGAAGUUUCCUUGAAGCUUGGUAUUCAAUUGGAGAUGAAGUCUUACCAUUUCACAAAGCAAUCGCAGACUGAAGCUGUUGCAGCUCCACCGGCAACUAAUGGCGAGGCCACAAAGGACGCGACCCCCACCGGAAAGAGCACCAACGGCAAGAAGAAGAAGAAGAAUGCCCGUGAAGCCUCUCCUACUUCUGUUGUAUCUGCAAAUGCCGCAUCGCCUGUCACCUUCAACCGAGAUGAUAUCCUUAACACCGUCCCAGUCAUCAAAGAGGCGUCUCCAAGAAGCUCCCUUGCAGAAGAAGCUUUAGAGGCUGGACGUAUUUCUCUUCUACAAGACCAAAAGAAGCUAGGUCAAGAAUUACUCUUGGAAUCUUUGUCAUUACACGAGCAGAUUUAUGGCAUUCUUCACCCUGAAGUGGCGAGAGUAUACAACUCUUUGUCGAUGCUCUAUUAUCAACUCGACGAGAAGGAGGCUGCUAUGGAACUCGCCCGCAAGGCUGUUAUAGUUUCCGAGAGAACGUUAGGUGUUGACAAUGCUGAGACACUUUUGAAUUAUCUCAACCUUGGACUCAUUGCACACGCGAGUGGAGAGACCAAGUUGGCUUUGACAUACAUCAAGCACGCUUUGGAUUUGUGGAAGGUUGUCUAUGGUCCAAACCAUCCUGACUCUAUCACAACAAUCAACAAUGCUGCAGUGAUGCUGCAACACUUGAAGGAGUAUCACGAUUCUCGCACAUGGUUUGAAGCAUCCCUCAAAAUUUGUGAGGAGGUUUACGGAAAGCAUUCUAUUAAUGCUGCAACCUUGCUCUUCCAAUUGGCUCAAGCUUUGGCAUUGGAUCAAGACUCCAAAUCCGCUGUCAACCGUAUGCGCGAGUCUUACAACAUCUUCCUUACUGAGUUAGGUGCAGAGGACAAGAACACCAAGGAAGCAGAGAAAUGGCUUGAACAGCUUACUCAAAAUGCUGUAUCAAUUGCCAAACACGCAAAGGAUGUUCAAGCCCGCAGAAACAGAGGAAUCCGAGUCUCUCCUCGUGUCACUCUUGGACAGACUCAAGUCCAACCCCAAAUCGGCCAAACUGUUGAGGCUGCUGCUGGUCGAGACGCUCCUAGGGGACUCGAUUCGCGAAGCAUUGAUGAGCUUCUCAAAUUCAUUGAGGGAAGCGAUCAAAGCAACCAAAACAAGAAACGACCUGGUCGAAGUAACCCAAAGCGACGAGGGGGUGCUGCGGCCGCCGCUGGUAAAUAA